Messenger RNA from Plenodomus lingam JN3, 1722 nucleotides. RefSeq lists its product as uncharacterized. Gene Ontology annotation, molecular function: maleylacetoacetate isomerase activity; glutathione transferase activity. The record is from RefSeq and is a predicted model, not a curated record. NCBI's taxonomy places the organism in Eukaryota, Fungi, Ascomycota, Dothideomycetes, Pleosporales, Leptosphaeriaceae. Gene Ontology annotation, biological process: glutathione metabolic process; L-phenylalanine catabolic process.
AUGACGACACCACCAGAAAAACCAAUUCUCUUCCACUAUCCCCAAUCCAUAUACUCCCACCGCGUCCUCUGGUAUAUCUGGCUCCGCGGAAUUACCUACGAUGAAAGCAUUCAACCCCCCAUCAUGCCCCGCCCCCUACUCUCCUCACUCUCCCUCACCUACCGAAAAAUCCCCCUCCUGGCUAUUGGAAAAGACAUCUAUCAUGAUUCACGGCUCAUCAUCUCCAAGCUUGAACAACGGUAUCCAAACAGCACGCUGACGCCGUCCACGCCGACGGAACUCGGGAUCCAAAAAUUACUCGAGAACUGGACCGUCGAUGGAGGCAUAUUUGCUGCUGCAGUCAAGCUGAUGCCGUACUGGAAUUCUGAGAGUUUGUUGCAGAAUAAGGCGUUCCUGGAUGAUCGGCAGACGCUGAUGGGGGGACGGCGGAUGAGCGCUGAGAGUAUGGAAAAGGGAAGGCCAGAGGGACUGGCGGCGUUGAGGGUUGCGUUCGAUAUGUUGGAACGGACCUUUUUUGCGGAUGGGAGGGAGUGGGUUUUGGGCAGUACAGGGCCUACGGUGGCAGAUGUAGAUGCGGUGUGGCCGUUUGAAUGGCUAGUGUGGGAUAGAGGGAUGGAAGGGAGUUUGCGGGGUGGCCUGUGUGGGGAAGAGGAGUUUCCAAAAGUUCAUGCGUGGAUACGGAGGUUUAUGGGGCUUGCGGAGCAGAGAAAGAGGGACUGUGAGAAGCCGAAGCGGUUGGGGGCCGAGGAAGUGACGCAAAGGCUUGUCCAGGCAAAGGGAGAGCCAGAAGCAUUGGAUUUCGAAGACAACAACACACUGGGUCUACGCAAAGGCGACUCAGUCGACGUCUACCCCUCUGACUACGGACAAUCCGGAAAAAGUACCGGCAUCCUCCUCGGCCUCUCCACUAACGAAGUCGUCAUUCAAAACGACGAAAAUCUUCAUCUUCACUUCCCUCGCUGGAACUUCACCAUCAAACGCAUCAGCACCAUGACAAUCCCAAAGACAAUCAACUCCAAAACCCCCAAGCUGACACUACUCUACCACCCGUUCUCCCCCUACACCCGCAAAGUCUACAUGCACGCUCAGGAACUCAAUCUUCACACACAUCUCACCCUGCAAAAAGUCGUCGUAGCCCCCAUUAAUAUCCCAGGCUGGAGCGAUGACAACGCCGCGGUCGCAGUUUACAAUCCCAUGGGUAAGAUACCAUGUCUGGUGACAGAAGAUGUGCCAGACGGCCUGUUCGACUCGAGGAUCAUAUGUGAGUAUCUGAGUGACUUGGCUGGUCAGCAGACGCAGGCAAAGAAGAAGCAGGACACCAGGUAUUGGCAAUUACACACUCUGCAUGCCGCAGCAGACGGCAUCAUGGACGCAGCAGUUCUGAUAACGUACGAAUACCGUAUUCGCAAGGAGCGAGGCCUCUACUUCAAAGAGUGGGUCGAGGGCCAAAAGACCAAGAUUACGCGGAUCUUGGAUAGGUUCGAGAACGCUGUUCGGAUGGGCGUGUUGCGCGUGCCUGGAAAGGGGGCUGCGAGUCCAGAUGAGAUUGCUGUGGCUGUUGCUCUGGCGUUGGCGAAGGGAAUGGGGGAAUUGGGGAUCGAGUGGAAUAGAGGGAGGUCCGGGCUGGCCAGAUGGAUGGAGGUGUGGGAGAAGCGGAGGAGUUUUUUGGACACGCCGCCAACGCGGGAUUGGGUGGAGGAAAUGGAGAUAUCAAAGAUUUGA